Molecule: messenger RNA, 3749 nt
Organism: Zalophus californianus (California sea lion)
Lineage: Eukaryota; Metazoa; Chordata; Mammalia; Carnivora; Otariidae
Gene: TBCCD1
Product: TBCC domain containing 1
Exons: 8
Coding region: 831-2504 (557 amino acids)
Biological process (GO): maintenance of centrosome location; maintenance of Golgi location
Cellular component (GO): spindle pole centrosome
Source: RefSeq, a predicted model, not a curated record
CCCCAGGUCUCGGGUCCGCUACGGAGCCUGCCGGCUGGGGUUUCCCAGUUCCCAGAGUCCGGCCGGGGAGCUCGUGCGGCCCGGACCAGGACGGUGUCGGAGGUGGUGGUGAAGGACCCCGUCCCGGAGGACCGCUGUGGGUCUCACGCCCAUCUCCCCGCCAGAAAACAUCACCUCAGCGCUCCCGGGGGCUGCUUUUGAGAGGGAAAGAGCCCAUGUUUGUUAGGAAUUUAGCCCUCUCGAGUCUCAGAAUUCCUUCCCCAGGAUCUGGCUUUCGAUUGCACAUUUCAGGAACAGGAGUUGAGGAUCUCACGCAGCCUCUUUCUAUCUCGGGGCGAACUAAGAUCUUCCUCACGUAACUUCAUCUCUUUUCCUCAGAGCAGCGCUAAGCCAUUCCCGUGUACGAAGACAGCUGCGCUUUACCCUCUCCCACCCUUCUUUUGGGUUUCAGGAACACACAGGCUCCACGUUCCUUUACCUGGCGCUCUGUGGCCUCACAUCUAAGGCCACUCGUUCUGGUAAUCCUCAUCUGGGUCCACUCCCAUUUUCCAGAGAUUUUCCCAAAACUGGGUUCCUAAAGUCCAUUUGUAAGUAACACAGUUCUCAAGUCAGACAGACUUGAAUUCUAAUCCAGGGUGGUGCCAAUCUAAGUAUGUGACUUUGGGUAAGUCCCUUAACUUUUCCAAGCCUCCGUGUGCUCGUCUGAAAAUGGGGACGGUCGUAUCUCUAGAUGGUUGAGAGGACAAAAGGAGGUGAAGAACGAAAAAUAUUUAGCCUGCGGAACAUCGUAUGCCAAGAAGCCUUAUUACACAGAUGUCCUUCGAGAUAAUAUGGAUCAGUCCGGAGUUCUCCUCUGGGUGAAAGCAGAACCCUUUAUAGUGGGUGCCUUGCAGGUCCCCCCUCCGUCCAAGUUCAGUCUUCACUAUCUCAGGAAGAUAUCCACGUAUGUGCGAACCCGGGCCACAGAAGGAGCUUACCCACGCCUGUACUGGUCUACAUGGAGGCACAUUGCAUGUGGGAAGCUGCAGUUGGCUAAGGAUCUGGCGUGGCUUUACUUUGAAAUAUUUGAUAGUCUUGCAGUAAAGACACCAGAGGAGCGCCUGGAAUGGUCUGAGAUUCUGUCCAACUGCAUGUCUGAGGAUGAAGUUGAAAAGCAGAGAAAUCAGCUUUCAGUGAACACCCUACAGUUUCUGCUCUUCUUAUACAUACAGCAGUUAAACAAGGUCUCCCUGAGGACAUCUUUGAUUGGAGAAGAGUGGCCUAGUCCCAGAAAUAGAUCUCAGUCUCCUGAUUUGACUGAAAAAUCCAGUUGCCAUAAUAAGAACUGGAAUGAUUAUAGUCACCAAGCAUUUGUCUGUGAUCAUCUGUCAGAUCUCCUUGAGCUGCUUUUAGAUCCAGAACAACUCACUGCAUCAUUUCAUUCGACCCAUAGUAGUCUAGUCUCUCGCGAAGCUGUUGUGGCCCUCAGCUUUCUUAUUGAAGGUACAGUGAGUAGAGCCAGGAAGAUAUAUCCACUUCAUGAACUUGCUCUGUGGCAACCACUGCAUGCAGAAAGUGGCUUCUCAAGGAUCUCUAAGACCUUUUCUUUCUACAAGCUGGAAGCCUGGUUGAGAGCCUGUUUGACGGGGAAUCCAUUUGGUACAUCUGCUUGCCUUAAGUCUGGAAAGAAAUUGGCUUGGGCUCACCAAGUUGAAGGGACGACCAAAAGAGCUAAGAUUGCUUGUAAUACGCACAUGGCCCCUAAGAUGCACCGCAUGGUGGUGAUGAGCCAGGUUUACAAGCAGACGUUGGCCAAGAGCUCAGAUACUCUGGUGGGGGCACAUGUAAAGAUUCAUCGGUGCAACGAAUCUUUUAUAUAUCUGCUCUCUCCCUUACGAUCUGUGACCAUUGAGAAAUGCAGGAAUAGCACCUUCGUCUUGGGCCCUGUGCAGACUGCUCUUCACCUCCACAGCUGUGACAACGUUAAAGUCAUUGCUGUUUGCCAUCGUUUGUCCAUCUCUUCUACAGCAGGCUGCAUCUUUCACAUUCUGACGCCUACACGCCCACUUAUUCUCUCUGGAAACCAGGCAGUAACCUUUGCCCCUUUUCAUACCCAUUACCCAAUGCUGGAGGAUCACAUGGCCAGGACCGGCCUCGCUACCGUGCCUAACUAUUGGGAUAAUCCAAUGAUUGUGUGCCGAGAGAACUGCAACACAAGUGUCUUCCAACUCUUACCACCUUGUGAAUUCUAUGUAUUUAUUAUCCCCUUUGAAAUGGAAGGGGACACAACAGAGAUACCUGGGGGUCUUCCAUCUGCAUAUCAGAAAGCACUGGGUCAAAGAGAACAGAAGAUACAAAUCUGGCAGAAAACUGUGAAGGAGGCUCGUUUGACAAAGGAUCAAAGGAAGCAGUUCCAGGUACUUGUGGAGAAUAAGUUUUAUGAGUGGUUGAUUAAUACGGGACAUCGGCAACAGCUGGACAGUCUUGUGCCCCCUGCCGCAGGCUCCAAACAAGCAGCAGGAUAAGACUCCUACAUGGAAACACUGGGGCCUGGAAACAGGAGGAUGAUGAAUGGAAGAUGGUACACGUCUUGAAACUAAAUUGGGAAGAUGCUCUUGCUGCUCAAGAGACACUGGGGCUUUUUCCUUCCUAUUUAACACCAUUCCUUGAUUUCCAUUCCAUACUGAUGUAUUACUGUUUAGGUCGAAUUUUAGAUGAACUUCUGACUAUUAUAUAAAUGUAUUGUUAUAGAACAUCAGAAAGCUCAUCUUUGUGUUGCCAAAAUGAAGUUGAUGAAGGCAGUUUCAUUGUAUAUUAAUAUUAAAGUGACUGAAUGUAGAUUUGCAAGUAACUUUCACAUUUUAAUUUGUAUGAUGAAAGGGUCUCAUCCUUUCUAGAGUUAAAUACGAGUUUUAUAGUUCUUUGAAACUAUUUAAAAGGAAAUUGCUACUCCUUUUAAAAAAUAAUUGGAAUGAAAGUAUAGUUUGUUGGUGUAUAAAUAUAGCAGAAAUAGUUUUAUACAGAGAUUUUAUUCCUUAAAAGUGUGAAACAAUGAAAUUGUGUAUUUUUCAUUUUCUGCUUCAAAUUUUCAAUAAGCAAACUCUAAAAAGUAAUUUUCUCCUUUUGAGAAAAAAGAUAAAGAUUUGCUUUUAAUUUUAGAAUAGGUUUUAUGGGGUAGGAAAGAAUUUUUCCUCUAUCCUUCUAGGUUCUUUUGGCUUUAGUCUAUUAAUUAAAUUGACAUAAGACAGAUUAACAGGAGAAAAACAAUUUUAAUUAGAUAUCUGUGGGAGCCUCAUAAGAAUAUGAGUCCAGGAACAAGUCAGGCAGUUGGCUUAUAUGCUACCCUGAGCUAAGGAAUGGAAUAUGGGCCUGGGGUUUCAAAGGGUAAUUCACAGGAUGUUAAGAAGAGCAGAUGUGUGGCAGUUAGAUGUUUGCCUUGUCAUACAGAUGGGUCAUUCAGAUUAAAAGUUCCCUCUGGUAAUAGCUCUCCUGGGCCAGGCUCCCUAUCUGAAUUAUUUUAGGUAGUUAAGGGAAAGUUUUUCUUGAAUCAGCAGGGUCUUCAUUGCCUUUAGCUCAAAAUAAUCCACAUGUUAAAGUAGGGCAUUUUGGGGUCAUGUAUUCUUCCUCUCAGUUACCAAUGUCACUUUGUGAUGUUAUGUCAAAAUAAAGUUUACAUUUGAUUGGGAAAGCUGUAUUCUUUAAGAUAAAGGAAAAAGAAUUAUUAAAUUAUUAAUUAUUAAAUUAUUAAAUGAAUCCACUGAUAAACACUG